Molecule: messenger RNA, 1808 nt
Organism: Alosa sapidissima (American shad)
Lineage: Eukaryota; Metazoa; Chordata; Actinopteri; Clupeiformes; Clupeidae
Gene: msc
Product: transcription factor 21
Exons: 2
Coding region: 316-843 (175 amino acids)
Biological process (GO): regulation of transcription by RNA polymerase II; skeletal muscle tissue development
Molecular function (GO): protein dimerization activity; RNA polymerase II transcription regulatory region sequence-specific DNA binding; DNA-binding transcription factor activity, RNA polymerase II-specific
Source: RefSeq, a predicted model, not a curated record
GACGCAGAGUAGGCUACUUAGAACAAGUUCAUUAACGCAAAAGCGCACUGUCUUUUUAACAGUGGUUUAACAUCACUGGAGGACGCAAACAUGUGAAAAUUCUGGGCUCAAAGAUUUUUGUUAUGAUAUGUCUCUACAUUAUAGCUGCCUAGUAUGCCUCUGAAAGUUUUAAUUUCCAAUAAUCUGAGAAUGGAUGGUUUUAGACAACAUCUGCUGGAGUAGCUGUUGAUAAAGUCGUGAUAAUUUCAAUACAGACUCUUCAAUUUAUCCUAGGGAAGCUUCAACCUCAUCUGGCAAGGAACAGGUGCAUUAGCAAUGUCAACCGGGUCACUGAGUGAUGCUGAGGACAUCCACGAAUUACCUGUUUUACAGCUGAAUGCACAGAGUAGACGGCCCACGCGGGACAUGACAUCGGAGUCACUUAUCCACUCAAGAGAUAACUCUGAGGACGAAUUCUGCAUAGACGACAGUUACGAGGGGAAAAGCAAACGGCCGAAGACCAGCGCCAAGGGGCUGGGGAAAAACCAAUCGGAUGGCCGCCAGACUCAAAGGAACGCCGCCAACGCCAGGGAGAGGGCGCGAAUGAGAGUGCUUAGCAAAGCCUUCUCAAGACUGAAGACGAGUUUGCCGUGGGUACCGGCAGACACCAAGCUCUCCAAACUGGACACGCUGCGACUUGCCUCCAGCUACAUUUCUCAUCUGAGGCAGCUCUUGCAGGAGGACCGUUAUGAGAACAGUUUUGUGCAUCCGGUAAAUUUGACGUGGCCCUUCGUGGUCUCAGGCAGACCAGAGGACAGCAAAGAGAUCGCGACCGCUGCCAGAUUGUGUGGGGCUACUGCAUGAGUGAUGCCUGCUGGAGACAUGCUGGACUUAGUCUUCCCACAAUCGUAUUUAUCACAUUCUGUCCACCGAUGGCUGCAUUUCUUGAACUCAGUCUCAGUUUACAAACUGCUUUGAAAUCUCAAAUGUGUUACGAAUUCUAACAUAGGAAUUUGUUACUGUGACUAUUUAUACCUAAUGUUUCCAUAUGGCGACAGGUUGUCUAGACCUGCUAGAGGUUGGACUGCAUUUUUACGGACACUACUAUUUCUUUAUGUUUUUACAGUAUGUGUGUAUCUCCCAGUUGGCAAUUCAUUCUAUUGCAUUGUCAUCUCAAUGAGAGUCAAGUAAUCUCAAGCAAUAUGUUUUCAUAAGAUUAAUGUUUAUGCCAUGAUAUGUGGUACAUAUAAUGUAGCCUCUUCCAGUUGACCCACAUAAUGACAUUAUGCCUGUGACCUUUUCUGAUUAUUGACAUUUUUAAAUGAGUAUACAUUGGAGGUUUGCAAAAUUUUGUGUGACAUUGUCAAUAUCUUUUUUCCUAACUCUUAAGUCACAUUAAAAUCUUAACUGCACUCCUCAGGCUCUCACCCACUACGAAUUCUGUUGGGCUACAACUAUUUGCAUAUCUUCCACGUGGCCCUGAGAUAUACUUCGAGGUCCCAUUAUGGUGUAGCGUACUUAAGGAAGAGUGCUUCAAUACACUUGCAUUCAUUAUGGCAAUGUGAAGGAUUCAGGUUGUUAGUUUCAUUAGGCUGUUUCCCACUGAUAAGUGUGCUGAAAUAUUGAUGUUACUGUGGGAGGCCCAUAGUUAACUUAGGAAAGUUGUACUCAUUAUUUCUGUGGUUUAAGUGUGGGUCCUCUACACUAUAGCACUUAUGACAAACUGCAAAACUUCUUGUCAUUGAACUGCAGUCCCAUGUUGAGGUACAUGGAAUGUACUGUUGUGUAUCUUUUUAUUUCUGUUAAAAAUUACAUUAUAUUUUUAGGCC